AUGGCGGAUGAAGAGGUGCACCAAGCCUUGGAGGCGGCGAUAAGAGCACAAGAGGCUCUGGAAACGGCGAGAGCAGAAGCGACCGGGACGGAACUUCGGAAGAUCAGCACGAAGACAACUGACCUUCUAGAUAACCUCAAACAGACCCUUGGCUCCAUGGCUGACAUGAAGCGAUCCGCUAAGUAUUGUGAGUCAAUCGACAAGCUUCAAUCUGAAGCAGAGCUGCCGCGCUUCGUCAUUGGCGUCCUUGGAGACACUGGGACAGGCAAGUCUUCCCUGAUCAACGCGGUCUUAGACGAGGAAAGAGUCGUGCCCACGAAUUGCAUGCGCGCAUGCACGGCUGUCAUCACCGAAAUCUCUUGGAACACCUCCAACGACGAUUCCAAGAAAUACAGAGCAGAGAUACACUUCUUGUCACAGGCAGAAUGGUCAACGGAAGUCACGGCUCUUCUUCGCGACAUCCUAGGCAACAAUGGCAACUUGUCCGAAGACAUCCGAGUCGCCGACAGCGAGGCUCAAAAUGCGUACACCGUGUUGAAGGCGGUGUACCCGACACAUACUGACCAACAGCUCGUGGAGGCCGAUCCCUACGUGCUUGCCAACUUUUCGAAGAUCCGGGAAGUGAUUGGCACCGUCCAGGUUGUCGAGGAGAAAGGCAGCAACACCUUCUACCAGAAAAUCCAGUCAUUUGUGGAUUCUGAGGAGAAAGGCAAUGGCCCAAACACGGCAAUGGCCUACUGGCCCCUGAUCAAGUCCGUUCGUGUCUUUUUGAAGUCCGAAGUCUUGUCCACAGGAGUCGUCCUGGUAGAUUUGCCCGGAGGUCGAGACGCCAACGCUGCUAGAGCAGCUGUGGCUGCGAAAUACAUCAAGGAAUGCACUCGUCUCUGGGUUGUCGCGCCUAUUACUCGAGCUGUUGAUGACAAGACAGCGAAGAACUUGAUGGGCCACAACUUUAAACAGCAGCUGAAGUACGAUGAUUCGUAUUGGAGCAUCACCUUCAUCUGUACCAAGGCGGAUGAUGUUGCUAUUGAUGAGGCGGCUGAGACACUCGGCCUCAGGGACCACAUACUAGGAGAGGAAUGCCGUGCGGAGCACAUGAAGUCCGACAGUGAAGCAUUGAAGAAGGAGGUCAAGAAGUUGGAGUCGAAAAAGGCUGAUCUCCAAGCGCAAUACCAGAUCGCCAGCAACAAUGUCGACACGUGGGAGGGUAUUCAACUUCAGGCCGCAAACGAGGGACGUGCCUUCGCUCCCUUUGAGUCGCCUAACAAGAGAAAGCGACAAGCCGCCAACGAUGCGCGGAAGAAGCUUAAAACCGACGACGAGUCCAGCGGCACCGAGGAGAUUUCAAGCGACGAGUCAGACGAGGAGGCUCCUUCGCAAGAAGAUGACAAACGGAAGCCCUUGUCUGCAGAAGAGGUGAAAGCGAAGCUUCAGGAGCUCAGGGCAGUAAAAAGGUCACUGAAAGAAGAGAAGAAGCAGACCAACAAUCGUAUCAGGGAUCUGAAAACUACCACCAAGAACCUUGCUGCUCAGCGCUUGAAAAUCAAGACGGAAAUGUACUCCAGGUGCAUCCAGGGCCGGAACGAGUACUCCAGACGCGAGAUUCAGAAAGAUUUCGCCGCAGGAAUCAAGGAACUUGAUGACGAGCUCCUUGCAGAGGGACAGGAGCAGCAAGAAGACACCGAGAGGCCUAGUUACGAGGAAAUUGGUCGCGCCCUGCCUGUAUUCUGCAUCAGCAGUCGUGCGUUUCAACAACUGCGAGGGCGUAUGAAGCGAGACAAGCGUGUCCCGGGUUUUACCUCUCUUGAGGAGACCGAGGUUCCAGCUCUUCGCAAACAUACCCUAGAGCAAGCAGCGGCCAUGCAGGACUCCUGGUUCAAGCACCAGCUGAGUGAAGUCUGCCGCUUCUUGAGAGGCAUGGAUUUGUUUCUCGCGGGCGACGAUGCCUUCCUGAAGCUGUCUGAUGCGGAGAAGAAAGAGGAGUAUGAAUUUCUGGAGAAGGGGCUGGCGAAGCUUGGAAAGGCCGUCGGAGACUCCAUCACCAAUUCCAUGGUAGAAUGCCAAGAGGCUGUCGACACUGUUCUCCAGAGAAUGCCGCAGGCAGCUGCAAAUGCCUCUGCUCGGGCGCUGGCAACGGCGAAGGGUUGGGGUGCCCAUCACAAUGCGGGUGGUCUUCGAUACAACACUUACAAGGCAACUUGCCGCCGCCGCGGUGUGUUCAGAGGUGCUGCCGGGUCUCGUGACUUCAAUGAAGACCUCCUUAGACCUAUGAAGAAUGCGACAGCCAACCUCUGGGACCGCGCUUUCAACAACCGGAUCCCAGAGAUCCUCGACUCUCUCGCUAGAGGUUCUACACUCAUGAUCCACGCCUUCCAUGGAAACAUGAGAAGCCGUCGCUUCAUGACCGAGAACACCGAGAUGGCGCACGAGAUUCUGAGCAAGCACAUCGGUGCUCUCAACGAAACCAUGGUUCUCGCCAACCAGCACCACAAGCUGCUCGCCAGAGACAAGCAGCGUAACGCCAAUCGCGGAUUUUAUCCCGCUGUUGAAGGUGCCUUGCGAGACACAUAUCUCGAGUGCGCACAAGUGAGAGGAAUUGGCGCAUUCAAUGAGAUGAAGGAGUUGAUGGAGGAGGAAGUCAAGGCGCAGCGGGCGUCGGUGUUCCAUGACGCUGCCAACAAGGCCGAUGAUGCAGUGAACAAUCUUCUGAGUGAGCUGGAAGUGGCGGUUCGCCAUGACUUACACCUCAACAUCAACACGAUGCGGCAAGACUACACCGGUCUCGUCGGUGCCGUGGCUACGGAGGCCGACAAUCGCGACAGAAAGAUGCUGAUUCCCAUCAUGAUGAGUUUCUACCAGGCCUUGCUGAUGACGCUGACGGAGCCGGACGACAACGACAAUGGCGAUGAGUAUACAGUCGACAACGACAAGCAAGGCACCGACCACGGAGAAGACAGCGAUGGAUCCUAUCACGACAGUGACUAA
Molecule: messenger RNA, 2985 nt
Organism: Colletotrichum gloeosporioides
Lineage: Eukaryota; Fungi; Ascomycota; Sordariomycetes; Glomerellales; Glomerellaceae
Product: Nuclear GTPase SLIP-GC
Exons: 7
Coding region: 1-2985 (994 amino acids)
Source: RefSeq, a predicted model, not a curated record